Molecule: messenger RNA, 2567 nt
Organism: Sphaerodactylus townsendi
Lineage: Eukaryota; Metazoa; Chordata; Lepidosauria; Squamata; Sphaerodactylidae
Gene: POFUT3
Product: fucosyltransferase 10
Exons: 5
Coding region: 363-1802 (479 amino acids)
Cellular component (GO): Golgi membrane
Molecular function (GO): alpha-(1->3)-fucosyltransferase activity
Source: RefSeq, a predicted model, not a curated record
UCCCUGCAUUGCUGCUCCCAGAUCGUGCCAGAUCUGUGAUCCACUCCAGGUUUUGCCCUGCCCUUGAAAAUCCGGAGGGGACAAAUGCACAAACUGAAAGUAUAAAGAGCCUAGCAACAACCAGCGAGAUGCACAGUUUAUCUGGCGUGGAUGAAUGUGUUCACUUCCAAGGAAUCCUGGGCUCCAGAACCUGCCUCGCUGUUGAUGGGAGAUCAGAAAUCCACUUUGACCUCAAGCUUGGAUCUCUGUCCUUGAUGGUACCCAACUGAAAAGAGAUCCCCAGCUGGAUCACUUCCUCGUGUGGAACAUGCCGAGUAACCCUGAACCAUCAAUGCUUGCUCUUCGUGCCUGAAUGUUAAGGAAUGAACGCAAUCAGGAAGAAGAGGUUUUGGGCAUCCUGUUUCUGCGUGAUGACCUUUUGUUUCCUUCUCGUCACUCUGCAGGUGGUUGUGGAACUUGGAAAGUCUGAAAGGAUGGAAUCAAAAAGCUUGGUUUCACAAAAGAGUGCGUUCAAUAAGGAAGAACACCAGAAAGAUGCAAUAUUGUCAGUAAAGAAACCAGAAUUUCCCAGCACCUUGAAGACAAUCAUGAACAAAGAUAGCCACCCUGUCUUGGUUUGGUGGUCUCCACUGACAGGAGAAACCGGACGGCUUGGUCAGUGCGGUCAAGAUGCCUGCUUCUUUACUAUCAACAGGACCUAUCAGUACAAUCCUAUGACAAAAGCAUUUCUCUUCUAUGGCACAGACUUCAGUAUUGAUGCCUUACCUCUUCCCCGUAAAGACCACCAUGACUGGGCCCUUUUCCACGAGGAGUCACCAAAAAAUAACUAUAAACUCUUCCAGAGGCCAACUAUCACUUUGUUCAACUACACGGCGACGUUCAGCCGCCACUCACAUUUACCCCUCACAACCCAGUACCUUGAAAGCAUCGAAGCCUUAAAGUCACUGAGGUAUAUGACCUCUUUGCAAGAGAAGAACAGUUUGAGGAAGAGACUUGCCCCCCUCGUCUACGUGCAGUCUGACUGUGAUCCCCCUUCUGACAGGGAUACCUAUGUAAAGGAGCUAAUGACCCACAUUGAGGUGGACUCUUACGGAGCCUGUUUGCAUAACAGAGAUCUCCCGGAGCAUCUGAAAAACCCAGCAUUUAUGGACAGUGAUAAUUUCUACAAGAUACUUGCUCAGUAUAAAUUUGUCCUGGCUUUCGAGAACGCCGUUUGUGAAGAUUAUAUCACUGAAAAGCUUUGGAGACCGCUGAAGCUGGGAGUGGUCCCCGUUUAUUACGGCUCUCCCAGCAUCACGGACUGGCUUCCCAGCAAUAAAAGUGCUAUCCUGAUAGCAGGAUUUUCACACCCCAAGGAGCUGGCAUCAUACAUCAAGGCUUUGGAUUCAGACGACAAGGAGUACGAGGCCUACCUCGAGUGGAAAUUAAAAGGCCACAUCUCCAAUGAACGAUUGCUCACUGCUAUGAGAGAACGCACUUGGGGAGUGCAGGAUAUCAUGAAGGACAAUUACAUCGAUGCUUUUGAGUGCAUGGUGUGUACUGAAGUGUGGGAAAACAUCAGGCGAGAAGCAAAGGGAAUGUUACCAAGAAGGUGGAAUGCAGAAGCCAGUCACUUGAGCUGCCCCCGACCUGGAGGGUUUGAUUUUUCAUCUUCGCAUAGUCACAGAACGGCCCUACAAGACUUGUGGAUACCAAGUUUUGAGCAAUCCAAGAGAGAAGCGAAGGCCCUGAGGCAGCUGGUCGAAAGGAACCGAAAUUUCACAGCCCAGGAAUUUUGGACUCUGGUGUUCAGGGUUACUUGAAGGCCCUUUGACUUCAGCUAGGGAAGGGGAAAACAAACUGCAAAAAGAGCUUGUAGGGUAAGCCGUGGUCUAUAGGUGGUCUUAAUGUGGUUUUAGCAACAGAAUGUACUAGAGGAAAACGUGGUAUUCAGUGAAUACUAAUCCAAAAAUCCGAAUGACCCAAUUGAGUCACUGUCGGAUGCGUUUUUUUAUACUAAUACUUAGUAUAAAUUAUGAGCCUAUUUAACCCUGGAGCACAAAUGCCUUGAUUAAGUGAAGUCUACAUUUUGUCUGUGUGAUCGCUUCUGUCUUGGGGUUUUGCCAGGGAAUGUUCUUCCCUUCUAAGUUACUCCCAAGUUACUCCCUUCGAAGUUACUCCCAAUAUAAAGACAUCUGCCCACAUGGUUCAGCCAGAUGGUGUGUUUAUGAACCAUCCAAGUUCUGGACUACCCAUAUGAACAAGCAGCACAAAUAUGCUGAAAACCAAACUGCAGUGAGCAGGAGUCUGGCCCGGUCUGGCAAAGGGCUGCUUCAACCCCUUUGGGAAAGAUAUAUGGUGUGGGGAAAAUGCAUCCUCUGAGGCAUUUGAUGUGAUCAGCAUUCAAGGGCUGAUUAACAGGAUUUAACUGCUGGUCACAUCUGCGUAAAGUAGAACCACAGUUUGGAUGUGGUUCCUUUCCAUACCAUAAGAACAUAAGAACUAGCCUGCUGGAUCAGACCAGAGUCCAUCUAGUCCAGCAUUCUGCUACUCGCAGUGACCCACCAGGUGCCUUUGGGAGCUCACAG